UGCGCGGGCCUCUAUAGCCUGCGCCUCGGUUUCCGAGGGGGGCCUGGUUGGAAGUUGCACCGCCACCUUGCCGGUCGGAGCAGAAUGGAGGAAGCGCCGUCCGGCUGCCUCCGCGCCCGGUCUGGGGCUCCGCGCCUCAGUUGGCGGCUGUAGCCGCCGCGCGGUUGUCCAGUCGGAAAAGAUGACCAAACUUAAGGGCUUUGACUUUUGGAGAAAGACACUGAAUGGUGCCCACUUUGUGGUUGCUCCCAUGGUGGAUCAGAGUGAACUGGCUUGGAGACUGUUAAGUCGCCGCCAUGGAGCCCAGCUGUGUUACACCCCUAUGCUGCACGCUCAAGUCUUUGUCAGAGAUGCCAAUUACCGUAAGGAGAACCUAUAUUGCGAUGUUUGCCCUGAAGAUAGACCUUUGAUUGUGCAGUUCUGUGCCAAUAAUCCAGAAGUGUUUGUCCAAGCUGCCUUGUUGGCUCAGGAUUACUGUGAUGCUGUUGACCUGAAUUUGGGAUGUCCUCAGAUGAUUGCAAAGAGAGGUCAUUAUGGUGCAUUCCUGCAGGAGGAGUGGGACCUUCUUCAGAGAAUGAUCAUGUUAGCGAACGAGAAGCUGUCUGUUCCUGUCACGUGUAAAAUCCGUGUAUUCCCUGAUAUUGGCAAGACUGUGAAAUAUGCCCAGUUGCUGGAGGCAGCUGGUUGUCAACUCCUGACGGUCCACGGUCGCACUAAAGAACAAAAGGGUCCCCUUGCUGGCGUGGCCUCCUGGGAGCACAUAAAGGCUGUGAGAAAGGCUGUAAACAUCCCUGUCUUUGCAAAUGGAAACAUUCAGUGCCUCAGUGAUGUGGAACAGUGUAUUCAGAAGACAGGAGUACAGGGUGUCAUGAGUGCAGAGGGCAAUCUUCAUAAUCCGGCCUUGUUUGAAGGAAGAAACCCUGUAGUCUGGGAGAUGGCAGAGGAAUACUUGGAAAUAGUAAAACAGUAUCCUUGUCCUCUGUCUUAUGUCAGGGCUCAUCUCUUCAAGCUUUGGCAUCACACACUGCAAGUUCACCAGCAUCUUCGUGAUGAGUUGGCAAAAGUGAAGACCCUGGAGGGACUUACGGCUGUCAGCAGGGAACUGAAGUUACAUUGCCAGAAAGAAAUAGCACAGCUGAAGGAAGAAGAGAACCCAAAGGGUGGCUUGCCUUUCUUCCACUGGAUUUGUCAGCCCUAUCUCCGGCCAGGGCCCAAGGAAACAAGUAAGGAAAAUGGCACUGGUGGAACAGAAGGAAGUACACGUGGGAAACGUGCUCUGGAAGAUGAGGAAGAUGGGAGCUCAGAUUCUCUUUCAAAGAACAAACAAAAGAAGAAAUUAAGAAAUCCUAAUAAAACUUUUGAUCCAUCCUUAAAACCUAAAUAUGCAAAAUGUGAUCAGUGUGGAAACCCAAAGGGUAAUAAAUGUGUGUUUAACCUUUGCCGAGGAUGCUGUAAGAAAAGGGCUUUUAGAGAAACAGCAGAUUGUCCAGGUCAUGGCCUGCUUUUUAAAACCAAAUAUGAAAAAUCUCUUUUGUGGAAAAAUAGCCAAUCCAGUAUGGAACAGACUGAAGUAGCAACACAAGGCAGGGUGGAAGAGACUUUAUUGCUCAAAGAAGCUAUUGAUGGUGUAGCAUGAGGCCUGGGUCACUCUUCCUGGAUCUGCUCACUGGCCUCUGUCUCCCACUGGGCCAAAGAAAUCUCUGCUUCCAGACAGAGCAUAGCUGUUGAUGCCACAGAGCUGUCCUUACAUGAAUGACAAGUCUUACAGAAGGAAAUGUUUCUUUCUCAGGGAAAUAACCUGUCAUGGAAAUAAAAGGUUCAACGAAAGCUUUUUCAUCCUGUAUUUGAAAAAGUUUAAAGGACUGAGCUGGAAGUACUGGCCAUAAUGUGCUGUAAUGGAGACACCUCUAAGGAUUUGACCUGCCUGUUUAAAACUUUGUGUGUAGUUUUAAAAUUGGCAAAUAAAUCUUUUAUGAAAGAA
This is a messenger RNA of Pogona vitticeps (central bearded dragon), 1981 nucleotides long. RefSeq names its product dihydrouridine synthase 1 like (gene DUS1L). The record is from RefSeq and is a predicted model, not a curated record. Gene Ontology annotation, molecular function: flavin adenine dinucleotide binding; tRNA dihydrouridine synthase activity. Gene Ontology annotation, biological process: tRNA processing. NCBI's taxonomy places the organism in Eukaryota, Metazoa, Chordata, Lepidosauria, Squamata, Agamidae.